Molecule: messenger RNA, 1634 nt
Organism: Nelumbo nucifera (sacred lotus)
Lineage: Eukaryota; Viridiplantae; Streptophyta; Magnoliopsida; Proteales; Nelumbonaceae
Gene: SCPL31
Product: serine carboxypeptidase-like 31
Biological process (GO): proteolysis
Cellular component (GO): vacuole
Molecular function (GO): serine-type carboxypeptidase activity
Source: RefSeq, a predicted model, not a curated record
AAGCUUUUGAGUUCUCUCAUCUCAGAGAUAUUGAAUUGUACAUUUUCAUCAAGAUGACGAUGAGUUCUGUCACUGGGGUUCUUCUUCUUUCUGUGUUAUUUGUUUUGGAACCUGUUUCUGGUUCUAGACAUGGACCAUGGUGGCAUUCUACCGGCCAGGAUUUAUUGGCUAGCCAGGAUCUCGUGACCGACUUGCCCGGCCAACCUGCCGAUGUAGGGUUCCGGCACUACGCUGGGUAUGUGACUGUUAACGAGAAGAAUGGGAGGGCCCUCUUUUACUGGUUCUACGAGGCCUCGGUUCGUCCUGAUGAGAAGCCAUUAGUGCUGUGGCUUAAUGGAGGUCCAGGGUGUUCUUCUGUGGGAUACGGAGCAACCCAAGAAAUUGGUCCUUUCAUUGUGGAUACAGAUGGACGUGGGAUUAAACUCAAUCCUUAUUCAUGGAACAAAGAAGCAAAUAUGUUAUUCUUGGAAUCUCCAGUUGGAGUUGGCUUUUCAUACUCAAACACAACUACUGAUUAUAAAAUCCUGGGGGAUGACUUUACAGCAAAAGAUACUUUUGCUUUCCUGCACGAGUGGUUCUUAAAAUUUCCAUCAUAUAGAAGAAGAAGCUUUUAUAUUGCUGGGGAGAGCUAUGCAGGAAAAUAUGUCCCAGAGUUGGCCGAGCUCAUUUAUGAUAUGAACAAGGAUCCUCAUCUGUAUAUUGAUCUCAAGGGUUUCUUGUUGGGUAAUCCUGAAACAUCUGAUGCUGAUGACUGGCGAGGAUUAGUGGAUUACGCUUGGAGUCAUGCUGUGGUAUCUGAUGAAACCCACAAAAUAAUCAAAGAGACCUGCGACUUUGACAGCAACAAUACUUGGAGCAAUGAUAAUUGCUCCCAGGCUGUUGAUGAAGUACUCAAGCAGUACAGGGAGAUUGAUAUUUAUAGCCUCUAUACCUCUGUGUGCAAAAAUAUUUCGACAGGUUCAGAUGAUAAUUCAGUGCAAGUCAUGUUCAAACCCAUGUCUAAGAUGAUGCCAAGGAUCAUGGGUGGUUACGACCCUUGCCUUGACAAAUAUGCAGAAAAUUUCUACAACAGACCCGAUGUUCAGAAGGCUCUCCAUGUCAGUGAUGGCCAUAUCCUCAAGAACUGGAGCAUCUGCAACAAUGAUAUAUUCAUUGGAUGGUCAGACUCGAAGCCUUCUGUUCUGCCUAUAUACAAGAAGCUCAUUGGAGCAGGACUUAGAAUAUGGGUCUACAGUGGAGACACGGACGGAAGAGUUCCUGUAUUGUCCACAAGAUACAGUUUGAUAUCUUUGGGACUACCCAUCACUAGGGCAUGGAGACCUUGGUACCACGAGAAGGAGGUCAGUGGUUGGUUCCAAGAAUACAAGGGGCUUACAUUUGCAACAUUUAGAGGAGCUGGUCACGCCGUGCCGGUUUUCAAACCCAGCAAUUCCUUGUCCUUUUUUGCGUCUUUUCUCGCCGGAGGUUCUCCACCGUCUGGACAACAAGUUGACAAUAACUAGCCAGCUGGCCGGAGAACGUCUUCUUUCAUUUUUGCUCUGAACUGAUGAUCCAUCUUAGGAUUUUGAUUGUUAGAUAAUAAAUGUAAACAUGCUUAAUUAGGAAAUAAUUUAUAAUAAGGAAGAAAUGCUUUU